AUGGGCGUCCUGAGCCCUCCAACCUCCGGUUUUCAGGCCUCUCCCGCCGACAAAACCCCGUCGCCAACGUCCCAAUCUAACCUCCUGCCCCAGCCCCUUGUGUCGCCAACCCACAGCAAUGGCAGCAUGAGUGUCGCGUCCAUCGUUUCGCCCACCAACACCGGCAACAUGGGCCGCUUCGAUCGUCCGCAGUCUCUCGACUCGGGCCCGAACAGUGCGACCUUUCUAAAUGGCGAUCCCGCCGAGUCGCUGUCACGACGUGAGAGCGUCGACAGUCGAAUCAACCAAGGAUUCAACGAUAUGAGGCUGGGCAAUUCGCCCUAUGCGAGCCACAACCAAUCCACGACCUCGAUUCACACUACCUUGCAGCAACAGAGGAACCCACGCUCGGGGCUUGACAGCCUUUCCAUCCAUCGCAUCUCCAACGGCUACCAGCCAAGCGCCGAGCGAAACCCCGAAGGCCAUCAUCCCAAGACGAUGAGGAUUGCCCCUGCCAUCACCGGGCCAGCCACCAGCACGAUUGCGCGCGCGGCCGAGCCGACCAAGGGCCAAGCAUGGGCCUUCCCGGAAGAAGAGAUUCAUAGAUUGCCCUCUACCGCCAGCCAGUCGCUGAUCGAUUCGAGACGAAGCAGCAUUGCUGAGUCACUAGCUAGUAGCCAGUUCACGACCGAGUCUCGGCUUCCUCCAGGUCAACGCCGGCUAGAGGAAAGUGGAAGCGGAUUCUCGAAUGUGCACCACCAUUCUUUGCAGCACAAGCAAGUAGGCGAUUUGCGGAACGGAGAAUCAAGCUCUCAAACGAGCUCGCAACCAUAUAGUCGCACUCCAGAACUCCGCAUCAGCCACAAGCUUGCCGAACGGAAGCGGCGCACUGAGAUGAAAGAAUUGUUCGAGCAACUUCGGGAUCUAAUGCCCCAAGAGCGAGGCUCUAAAGCCUCGAAAUGGGAGAUCCUUACCAAAGCUAUCCAAGAGCACCACCGACAGAACGAGCUCAUCCGGCAGCUCCAAGCUCACGCCGCUACACAACAGGCCGAAAUCGAGAUGCUCAAGCGUGAGCUCCACGAGUGCAGGAUGAACAGCAGGCCACCCCAGCCUCACCAACCGGCCCCGGAUCACCAUCAUCCAUACGGUACCGAUCAGUAUGGCCGGCCAAGGCAACCGGAAUUGCCACCACUGCGUUCUGCUCUUCAGGGCGCCUCGGCUCCGCCAGUUGGUGGGCCGGACUCAAUGACUGGGGUUCAGUAUGAGCCACCAAGGGUCAAUGGAUAUCGCCCUCCUGAACCAACGCGAUUCUGA
Molecule: messenger RNA, 1293 nt
Organism: Thermochaetoides thermophila DSM 1495
Lineage: Eukaryota; Fungi; Ascomycota; Sordariomycetes; Sordariales; Chaetomiaceae
Exons: 2
Coding region: 1-1293 (430 amino acids)
Biological process (GO): positive regulation of transcription by RNA polymerase II
Cellular component (GO): RNA polymerase II transcription regulator complex
Molecular function (GO): protein dimerization activity; DNA-binding transcription factor activity
Source: RefSeq, a predicted model, not a curated record